CGAGCGAAAAACCCGCCUCCGCUGCCUGCCGGCUGCUCAGAGGCUCCGUCGAAGUAGCCAAUGAAAAGUGCGUGGUACCUGGUCGCCAUGGAAACCGUGUGACAACAAGAUGGCGGCGCCGCGGGACGGCUCUUCGGCCUUGCUUGGGAGUUCCUGACAGAAUCUCGCGGGAGAGCUAUGAGCUCACCUUUGGCCUCCCUGAGCAAGACCCGGAAAGUACCGCUGCAGUUGGAGCCUGGGCAUCCCGGGAGGCGUGGGGUAAGAAUCUACGGAGACGAAGACGAGGAUGUGCUAAAUGAUGGCAAUGGCUCAGAAGAAAGGAUCUCUGUCCCUUCCUGCUAUGGUGGCAUAGGCGCCCCUGUGGGUAGGCCAGGCUCUAUUUCCCAGGACUCUGAGGUGAUGACCAGGAUGGCCAAGAAGGUGUGGGACCUGGAACUGCUUGUGAAGGCCCAGACAGAUGAGCUGCUGACCAAGGAUCAGAAGAUUCUGGCCCUGGAGGACUUGGUGAAGACCCUCCAGGAGCAUCAGGGUGAGGUUUCGCAGCAGCGGCAGCAGGAGCUGGAGAUGAUGUGCGAGCAGCUGCAGCGGCAGAUUGGGGAGAUGGAGCGGUUCCUCAGUGACUAUGGGCUGCACUGGGUGGGUGAGCCCAUGGACCAAGAGGACUCUGAAGCUGACAUGGAGGACGGCGGGAAGGACUGGAUGACAGCCAAGAAGUUCUGGAAGCCAGGGGACUCAGUGGUGCCCCCUGAGGUGGACUUUGACAGGCUUCUGGCCAGUCUGCAGGACCUCAGUGAGCUGGUGACAGAGGGGGAAAUGCAGGUGACCCCAGUGCCUGGUGGAGCACGGCUCAAUGCCCUUGAGCCCAUCCCACUGAAAAUAUACCGGAAUGGCAUCGUGAUGUUCGACGGGCCCUUUCGGCCUUUCUACGACCCCUCGACUCAGCGCUGCCUCCGAGACAUCCUGGAUGGCUUCUUCCCCUCAGAGCUCCAAAGACUGUACCCUGAUGGGGUUCCCUUUAAGGUGAGCGACCUGCGCAAUCAGGUCUACCUGGAGAACGGGCUGGACCCAUUCCCAGGGGAGGGCCGUGUGGUGGGCUGGCAGAAGAUGCGCAAGGCCUCGGACAGAGCAGAGAAGCAGCAAGGCUCCACGAUGACUGCCGAGAAGUUCCUGAACAAGCUCCCCAAGUUUGUGAUCCGGCAAGGAGAGGUGGUGGACAUCCGGGGCCCUAUCAGGGACACUCUGCAGAGCUGCUGCCCGCUGCCGGCUCAAGUCCAGGAGAUCAUAGUGGAGACACCUGCCUUGGCCGCUGAACGGGAGAGGAGCCACGAGUCCCCUGAUGCUCCUGCGCCCCCGCUUUCCAUGCUGCGUGUCAAGUCUGAGAACGGGGAACAAGCCUUCCGACUCAUGAUGCGGCCCGAGGACACCAUGGGUGAUGUGCGCGCCCUGCUGGCGCAGGCCAGGGCCACGGAUGCCACCACCUUCGAGAUCUUCAGCACAUUUCCGCCCACCAUCUACCAGGACGACACACUCACGCUGCGGGCCGCUGGCCUGGUGCCCAACGCCACACUGCUUUUGCGGGGACGCAGGGCCCCGCUAGCCAGCGCCAGCGGCUUCAGUCCCAGUCCUGGCCCCCACCCCCAAUAA
Messenger RNA from Ochotona princeps (American pika), 1644 nucleotides. RefSeq names its product UBX domain protein 11 (gene UBXN11). Gene Ontology annotation, molecular function: ubiquitin binding. Lineage: Eukaryota; Metazoa; Chordata; Mammalia; Lagomorpha; Ochotonidae. The transcript has 15 exons. Gene Ontology annotation, biological process: proteasome-mediated ubiquitin-dependent protein catabolic process. The record is from RefSeq and is a predicted model, not a curated record. The coding region runs from base 178 to 1644 and encodes 488 amino acids.